Molecule: messenger RNA, 2596 nt
Organism: Hypanus sabinus (Atlantic stingray)
Lineage: Eukaryota; Metazoa; Chordata; Chondrichthyes; Myliobatiformes; Dasyatidae
Gene: taf6
Product: TAF6 RNA polymerase II, TATA box binding protein (TBP)-associated factor
Exons: 18
Coding region: 91-2286 (731 amino acids)
Biological process (GO): transcription initiation at RNA polymerase II promoter; RNA polymerase II preinitiation complex assembly
Cellular component (GO): SAGA complex; transcription factor TFIID complex; SLIK (SAGA-like) complex
Molecular function (GO): transcription coactivator activity; RNA polymerase II general transcription initiation factor activity; protein heterodimerization activity
Source: RefSeq, a predicted model, not a curated record
UAUUCACCUGGCAGGUCCUGGGCGGGGGGCGGAGGCAAGAUGGCGGAUUCUGGCGAAAUGGCGGCGCGUCGGCUAUGACCGGAGGUUGGCAUGGCGGAGGAGAAGAAGCUCAAGAUCAGCAAUACGCUGCUCCCCACAGAGUCCAUGAAAGUUAUUGCAGAGUCCAUUGGGAUCUCCCAACUCUCCGAAGAAACAUGCCAAAGUUUGACUGAGGAGGUUAGCUACAGGAUCAAGGAGCUGGCACAGGAUGCACUGAAGUACAUGUACCAUGGCAAACGCAAGAAGCUGACUACAGUGGACAUCGACUGUGCCUUGAAACUGAAGAAUGUUGAGCCACUGUACGGCUUCCACGCACAGGAGUUCAUCCCCUUCCGCUACGCCAGUGGGGGAGGACGUGAACUACACUUCUACGAGGAAAAGGAGGUGGACCUCAGUGACAUCAUCAACACGCCCCUCCCUCGCGUGCCUUUGGAUGUCUGCCUCAAAGCUCACUGGCUCAGUAUCGAGGGAGUGCAGCCUGCCAUCCCGGAGAAUCCACCACCUGCUCCUAAAGAGCAGCAGAAGGUUGAGUCCACUGAACCACUGAAGGUCAUCAAACCAGGUCAGGAGGAGGAAGGUCAAGCCAAAGGCAAAGGUCAAGGAACCACAGCCACCGAUGGCAAAGGUAAAGACAAGAAGAAGUCUCUGCUGGACGGUGGUUUGAUGAAGCUGAAGCCUCGGACCACGCACGAGUUGUCAGUGGAGCAGCAGCUAUAUUACAAGGAGAUCACCGAGGCGUGUGUCGGGUCUUGUGAGGCCAAGAGAGCAGAGGCCCUGCAGAGCAUAGCUACAGACCCUGGCUUGUACCAAAUGUUGCCCAGGUUCAGCACCUUCAUCUCGGAAGGGGUACGAGUGAACGUGGUGCAGAAUAACCUGGCACUCCUCAUCUACCUGAUGCGGAUGGUGAAAGCUCUAAUGGACAACCCUACACUCUACCUGGAGAAAUACCUGCAUGAGCUGAUCCCAGCGGUGGUGACGUGCAUCGUGAGCCGGCAGCUGUGCCUCCGGCCAGAUGUGGACAACCACUGGGCGCUGAGGGAUUUCGCCGCCCGUCUCAUGGCGCAGAUCUGCAAGAACUUCAGCACCACCACCAACAACAUCCAGUCCCGCAUCACCAAAACCUUCACCAAGAGCUGGUUGGAUGAUAAAACUGCCUGGACAACUCGGUAUGGCUGCAUCGCUGGACUGGCUGAGCUCGGCCAUGAUGUUAUCAAGACGCUGAUCAUCCAGAGGCUGCCCGUCGAAGGUGAGCGCAUUCGCGUGGUGCUAGACGGACCUGUCGUCAGUAACAUCGACAGGAUAGGAGCUGACCACGUACAGAGUCUGCUGCUGAAACACUGUGCGCCUGUUGUGGCUAAGGUCCGCUCACCGCCUGACAACCAGGAAUCUUACAAGACGGACUACGGGUAUCUGGGCCCCAUGCUGUGUACUCAUGUGGUGAAGGCUCGCGCGCAGGCGGCUAUGCAGGCACAGCAAGUGAACAGGACCACGCUGACCAUCACACAGCCCCGGCCCACCCUCACGAUCUCGCAAGCUCCACAGACGACCCAGACAUCGCGCUCACCCAGCAUCAUCAAGGUGCCAAGCUCCAUCACGCUGCCCAUGCAGACCCUAGUGUCUGCCCGCCCGUCAACCCCCACCCAGCCUUCACCGCCCCCUACCAAGUUCAUCAUGAUGUCUUCGGCCUCCGGCUCGUCCACCACACAACAGCCCAGACCCUUGCUGACUGUCCCCCAGAGCCCGCAGUCAUCGCAGCCCUCCACCUCCCCCAGUAUCUUCAAGGUGCCUAGCUCCAUCACGCUGCCGAUGCAGACGCUCCUGACUCGGCCGUCCACACCAACGCAGUCGUCACCAUCUCCGACCAACUACAUCGUGAUGUCCUCGAGCUCUGGUAGCUCCAGCACGCAGCAGGUGAUAACGCUGAGGACGACAUCCUGUGGGAGCGGCAACACGUCCCCCGUCACCACCUCCAUGCCCAGCGUGCAGCCAAUUGUCAAGCUGGUCUCCACCUCCCAGACCGCGCCCAGCAACACCGUGACGGGCAACACACAGAAGUACAUCGUGGUCUCCCUCCCCUCGGUAUCGGACAGCAAGACGCCGAGCAGCGGCAACUCUCUACAGCAGCACUCCCCCAAGUGUGUGAGGGCCAGGUGGAAGGUGGUGGCGAUGGCGUUGUCUGUUGAGCAGUUGGGACGAACCAUUUCUACUGACAGGAGAAGGGGCAAAGGCGGGUUGCUGGUGCCCUAAAACCACUUGCCUGGGGAAGAUGGGGUUCAUCAGCUGCGGCUGGAAGCUCAUCGAGGAGAAGGCAAUCUCUGAAAUGAAAAUUCCGCUGCCUUUCAGCUAUACACACUCGCGGGGAAGACUUUGGGAGUACACCCUGAGGGAAAAAUCAGGAAUUGGAGUCUCUAAGGCCAUCCUACGUUGAGUUUCAACACUGACUGGCAACUCCUGUGAUGGCCUCUGCUGUUCUUUGGGUUCCUCAGAUGCGUGCAGAGGGCGAGCGUGCCGCACGGGCAACAGCUCGCUCUCCAUAUUGUACAGUCCUGGCUCGUGU